Molecule: messenger RNA, 13889 nt
Organism: Pollicipes pollicipes
Lineage: Eukaryota; Metazoa; Arthropoda; Thecostraca; Pollicipedomorpha; Pollicipedidae
Gene: btv
Product: dynein cytoplasmic heavy chain beethoven
Exons: 1
Coding region: 481-13320 (4279 amino acids)
Biological process (GO): microtubule-based movement
Cellular component (GO): dynein complex
Molecular function (GO): minus-end-directed microtubule motor activity; dynein intermediate chain binding; dynein light intermediate chain binding
Source: RefSeq, a predicted model, not a curated record
UUCGUGUCGCAAGGGUGCGAGUAUAUCAUGUGAAUUUUGGAUCCACAGGUUAGCAUCUAUACUUUUAGUUGUUCAGCCUCUACGAGAAAGGUUGCCGAAAUAUUAACAAGCAAACAUUGCCAUCGCUUUCACGGCUUUAAGAUUGCAGUCACCAUUUCCCACAGCGGCACCGACUGGCCCGUUUCCAUAACGACGGUGGCAAGUUAGUAAACAAACCGAAUUCCUCGGUCAUAGCACCGGCUGCAUCGGCCAUCGCCAGGUCGGUAGCGACAAGCGGUGCGGUGAGUUGUUGGCGCACAUGACAGGUUAAUUUAAAGUGCACCAGGGACCGGAGGUAAGCUUGUUCUGUGGUGGAUAACGAUGUGGUGCUUCCGCAGUCCAGUUCUUCUGUUUGGGCGGUUAGUUGGUCGGUAGGGAGUUCGGCUAGCUAACACAAAACAAACAGGAAUUUGCAAGUGGUGUGAAAAGAACUAGGUGAAAAUGAGCAAGGACAGCAGAAAAAAGUUCAUUUUGACAACGACCGCGAACUAUUUUGGAAUCAACCCGUCUGACAAGGGUAUUGAAUCCCUAACAGAGAGUCAAGAGUUGAACAGCUUUCUCGACGAUGGCAACUGCUUCGUUCUGAUAGCGUGUGGAGAAAGUAAGGACGGGAAAAGUGAAGUGCAUCUUAGCAACAAAGUAGACUUAGGCAAGAAAGAUGACAAAGUAAUCGUGUUCUUCAAAGUCAAGCCGGAGCCGAUUACGCCAGAUAAUCUGCAUACAAACGUCUUCAUAUCGUCCAUGCUGGACUCGCCCAUCAGUGCCCUAUUCUACUCCCUCCAAAAGGUGUAUGCUCCAGCGCUUUUGCAAAAUGACAAAUGGAGCGAUAAGGUGGAUCCAAAAAUACAAGACCUCCUAUCCAAUUUGCAAGCGGGCCUCGGAACCCUUAUACGACGCUCUGAUUCCAAGCAAAGCAAGGAAUCUGACGACUCUAUGAGCACCAUCUUCACGCCGUCUGACGAGUACGAGUACUGGCUGCAAAUGGCAGAUUCCAGCGGCAGAUCUGGGGCUGUUUUCUCCAACCUACUGAGGCCACUUGACCUUGCAUUCAAGAAGUUGGAUUCCAUGAAGAUCGGAGAAAGUGAAGAUGUUGUAGAGGAAGCAUUCAACGAUCUCGACGACCUGUGGAAAGCGGAAGAAGCUGAGUAUCCAGAAGCUCGAAUGAAGCUGAUGAUGGACGUUAUCGGCAACACUCUGUGCCGUUUCAUUCAAUCCCGGUUGGCGGACGUUGACCUUUGGAAAGGUACGUACAGCCAGGUGGAGGAACAACUGAACCAGGCUGUGACUGUCCUUGAGCAGUGGAUCGAUAAUUGUAACCGAUUGACCACUGUAUUUUGGCCCAACUACUUCGCGCACAAGUGGAAGAGUCCGGCUUUCGUACCAGAACACGCAAAGAGCAUGGUACAGCGACUCAAUGAAGUGAUGAAUCUGAGGAUGCUACACAAGCAGCUGACAAAGCUCCUGUCAACUACUGAGCAAGAGGAGCUGAAGACAAAAGAUGCUUUCGUGCCUUUUGCGGGGCUAAACCCGUUGCAGUACAACCCAUACACGGACCCAUUGUGGAAGGCUGCAGUCCAGCAGUUCCAGAACCUGUUAAAGCCAGCUGAACAAAAGAUCGCCGGCAAACUACGCAUGCAGCUGCGUAACAUGCAGGGGAACGCCCUUCAGCUGAUGCAAGAGUUCAAAAGGUAUCGUGAACUCAUCAAGGAAGAAAGCAUACGCAAGGAACUGAUAGCGGAGCGUGAAAUGCUUUUAGGUCAGCUGCUAGAGUUCGUCAAAACGACACAGCAGAACUUUCGCAACCAACAGGGAACGGGACCACGUAAAAUACUGGAUGUUCCGCAGGUCGUGAAUAACAUCUACUGGGCUCGGCACAUCGAAUCAAAAGCCAAAGACAUAGAAAAAACUGGCGAUGCUUUGUUGUCGGACCUUAACGGAUACAGCGGUCUGAAAAAGGACACCACUCAGCUUCUCGACGAGCUGCAGGAGUACCACCGGGAACAGUUUGAUUCUUGGAGCAAAGACACCAUGGAAAUGAUCAAAGACAAGACUCUCAGCCUGGCAACCGAAGAGCAGGUGGUUGAAUUCGAAAGAGGGAAGCACAUGAAGGUAAAUUACAACCGGCGACUGGUGGGGCUCAUCCGAGAAGUCAGACAGCUGAUUGUUCUUGGAUACUCGAUACCAUCAAGGAUCAUCGAAGCAACUAAUCUGGCCAAAAAGUUCAUGACCCAGGCCAAGGCUCUCGAACAAGUCGCAAACUUCCACAACACCAUUGGUGAUCGCAUCAUCAAGUCCCAGCGCCCGAUGAUGCUGGAGGCAGCCAUGGCCUUUGCACAGCUCGUCCAAAAACAGCAAGGAAUUACUUGGAAUAACACACAGGCCGUAGACGAAUACAUCAUCAAGCUCCAGGCUGCAGUGGAAAUGCUGUCGAGGAACAACAAUCGGUUAGUCACGGCCCACAACCAAAUCAAGGAAAAAGUUCUCCUGAUGAUGGACACAGAUUUACUCCGACAGCAGCAAAAGUGGAAGGACCUGCUUAAAGAGAUCCGAGGCAUCUUUCAACAACUUGAAUCUGCGGACUUCAAGGACCAGAAAACGUGGCGGGCACACUGGGACAGGCAGAUCUACAAAGCUCUUGAGCACCAGUAUCAACAUGGCUUAGAAGUGGUAAACCAGCAUCUGCCUGAGCUCAAAGUAGAGCUUGUCUACAGAAACAGGAAGCUUCAGUUUGCGCCACCCAUCGAAGAGAUCCGACUGAAGUACUACAGUCAGCUGAAGCGUUUCCUAAACAUACCAAACAACUUCCGCGGUGUCGGAGAGGGCGGACCGGAGGCCAGCAUCUACCCAAUCAUCAUCGAAAGAAACGCCUUUCGGUACAACAAGCUGUUUCAUGCCGCUGAAGAGCUGUUCCAACGGCUGGAGUCAGUCAAGGACAAGUUCGAGGACUGGGUAGCACUGGGCUCAGUGGACAUGGAUGACCUGAUUCAAAAAAGAUGUAAGACGUCAGAGGACUAUGACAAAAACUUCAGAGCGUCGAAGAGCAAGGGGCAGGAAAUCGGAAGGCUUCCGAGCACUGAGGAAAAAAUUGACUGCAUCACCGUCAGCUUCUCUGCUAUCAGGUCAGAAAUAGAGAUCAUUAAUAGGCGGUACUGGGAUGCUCUCGUCUCGUUGCUGCAACACAGCAUCAUCAAAGACUGUCAUGCUCUCAACAGAUUCGCCACAGACUCAUCGGAGGGCUUGAAAAGACAGCCACAGACCAUCGACGAGGUAGGAGAGUCUGCAGCCAGGAGAAACGAGAUCAUGACCGAAAUGCCCGAGUACGAGAUACUCAUGAAAGAUGUAGAAAAGCGGAACAGAAUGCUGGCGAACUGGACGAAGGAAAAAGUAGACCAGGUGGCCAAGGUCAGCUCAAAGUGGGAUAACUUCCAGAGCUUGGUCUCGAACUAUGACGCGCUCAUGUCCAAGCAGAUUGAGGCGCUGAAAUCGAACAUGAAAUCUCAGGCCAAAAACCACCUGAAGGAGGUGGAAAGGUUUGCAGCCAAGUGGCAUCAGUUCAAGCCAAAAGACGACGUCUUCGAUCGCGACACAGAAGAAAUCCUCAAAAGCUUGGAAAUUGUGAAGGAAAAGAAACGAGAAUGGGACGUCCUAGCUGAGGAAAGGGAUAAACUGAUGGCCGGCUUUGAACAGUUCGGCAUGGACAAGCCUGAUAUGAGUGAGGUUGAGAAGGUAGAAAAGAGCUUGCUGGAUGCUGAGGCAUCGUUUUCACUCUUUGAAGAGUACCACAAUGGGAUGAACGACAUGCUCAAAGAAGAGUGGAUUGUUUUCCGGAGUAAACUGUAUCGCUUUGAGGAGUAUCUUGCACAGUGGAACGACAAGCUUCAAGAAGAACAGAAAAACCCGCUGGCGGUUAAGCUACUAAAGGAGAUUGAGAAGGAUUAUGAGCUAGUGCCGGCUCUUAAAUUUGUGCGGGGUGACGCUUUCAGUGAGAAGCACUGGAACGAAAUGUACAGCCUGUUGGGUAUUCCCACGUCACUGGGCAUUGAUAAACUCACUUUCGGCGACCUCAUGAGAGUCAAGCCGAAAAUUUUGGAAAAUAAGGAAGCCCUGAAGGAGCUGAACGGGCGGGCGACGGGAGAAGUAGCCAUACGACAGGCACUGCAAGAGCUAGAUGCCUGGGAAAUCGAGUCGAAGUUCACACUGGUAGAACAGAACGAUUCUGGAAACAGACCAAUCAAGCUGAUCAAAGACUGGAAGGAUCUACUGAACAAGGUUGGCGACCUUCAGUGCCUCCUUCAGUCCCUCAAGGAUUCACCAUAUUACCAGGCGUUCUUGGAUCGUGCAGGAAUCUGGGAACGUCGACUGGCAGAUCUAGAUGAGUACUUGGCAAAUCUGAAUCAGAUACAGCGGAAGUGGGUGUACCUAGAGCCUAUCUUUGGAAGAGGGGCUCUGCCCAAGGAGCAGUCACGCUUCAAACGAGUCAAUGAUGACUUCAGGUCGAUCAUGGGAGACGUAGCGAAAGACCCACGUGUUGUUUCUCUAUGCAAGAUAGCAGGACUCAGGGAGACCUUAAAUACCAUGAUGGAUCAACUGGGGCGCUGUCAAAAGAGUCUGAGUGAGUUUUUGGAGGAGAAACGGUCCCAGUUCCCUCGUUUCUACUUCAUUGGAGAUGAUGACCUACUGGAAAUUCUGGGCCAGGCUACAAACCCGACCAUUAUUCAGUCACACCUAAAGAAGCUUUUCGCGGGCAUAUACCGCGUCGACUUUGAUGACAGUAACUCCAGCAUUGUUGCGAUGAAGUCACUGCAGGGAGAGGUCGUGAAAUUAAAGAGGCCCGUUCAUAUCACGAAAAAUGUGGAGGGCUGGCUUCAAGAGCUUGCCAAUGAAAUGAAAAGCACCUUGAAGACCUUGCUGGUCGAGUGCAUGAAAGAAUCGCAAGGCAAAGGUCCAGAUCCACUGGUGUACCCGAGCCAAAUUUUAUGCCUGUCAGAGGGUAUCAUGUUCACGGAAAAAUGUGAGAAAGCCAUAGAAAAGGGCACACUAAAAGACGCACUCAGUGAAAUGAAGGCUCAGUUGGAGAGCUACACCAGUCAAGACAUCGACACGAGUGACGAAGAGGGGAAGGUUCUGGAGCUCAAACUGAAGUCGCUCAUCUUGGACACGAUUCACAACAUUAGCGUUGUCGAAGAUCUGAUAGCGUCAUCCGCCAAGGCACUGGACAGCUGGACGUGGCAAAAGCAGCUGAGAUACUACAUGCGCAAGGACGGUGUGGCAGUUGUGCGAAUGGUCGACGCUGAAUUUGAAUACACAUACGAGUACCAGGGCAACGCGUCCAAGCUCGUGCACACACCUCUCACGGACAAAUGUUACUUGACGCUCACCCAGGCCAUGCAUAUGGGCAUGGGAGGGAACCCAUACGGCCCAGCUGGUACGGGAAAGACAGAGUCAGUUAAGGCGAUGGGGAACCUGUUUGGCAGACAGGUCCUGGUGUUUAAUUGUGACGAAGGUAUUGAUGUGCAGUCCAUGGGCCGCAUAUUCAUAGGUCUCGUGAAGUGUGGAGCAUGGGGAUGCUUCGACGAAUUCAAUCGGUUGGACGAAGCCGUGCUCUCUGCCGUUUCCAUGCAAAUCCAGGUCAUCCAGGCGGCCCUGAAGAGCAAGGAGCCCAAAAUUCAACUGCUCGGAAAUGAGAUAGACAUUGAUUACAACUCGGGCAUCUUCAUCACUAUGAAUCCCGCUGGCAAAGGGUACGGCGGCCGCUCCAAGUUGCCGGACAACCUGAAACAGCUCUUCCGCCCAGUGGCAAUGACUACCCCGGACAACGAGCUCAUCACAGAAACUAUUUUGUACUCAGAAGGGUUCAAACAUGCAAAAUCCCUGGGUAAAAAGCUGACUGCAGUAUUCAAUCUCUCAAAACAACUGUUGUCUGCGCAACAGCACUAUGACUGGGGGUUGAGAGCCCAGAAGACUGUUCUAGGUGGUUGUGGAAACCUCCUUACAUUGCACAAAGCGACCUUGAAGGAGGGUGGAACAGUGGAUGAGGAAACAGAAGCCAAACUAAUCGUGCAAGCAGUACGUUUGAACACCAUGUCAAAGUUGACAUUUGCGGACACCCACCGGUUUGACUCCCUCAUCAAGGACGUCUUCACUGGCAUUGCCGUGGAUGAUGUCAGCUAUGAUGAGCUGGUGAGUGCAAUCAAAGAGACGCUGAAAGAGCUGGGCCUCAUGGAGAGUCAAACACAAAUCAAAAAGGCCAUCGAGCUGUACGAACAGCUAAACCAAAGGAUGGGGUGUGUUGUCGUUGGCCCAAGCGGCUGUGGGAAGACCACGCUGUGGAAGGUUUUGAGGCUGGCCAUGAUCAAAACAGGACGGACGGUGAAGAUACAUACCAUGAAUCCUAAGGCCAUGCCUCGCACUCAGCUCCUAGGUCACAUUGACAUGGACACAAGAGAAUGGUUCGAUGGUGUGCUGACAAACAGUGCUCGCCUAGUGGUCAAGGAACCAAAGGAAGUGCAAUCGUGGAUCAUAUGUGACGGUGAUAUCGACCCAGAGUGGAUUGAGUCGCUGAACUCCGUGCUGGACGACAACCGUCUGCUAACCAUGCCGUCUGGCGAGCGCAUCCAAUUCGCACCCAAUGUCAAUUUCCUCUUCGAGACGCACGAUCUGAGCUGCGCCUCACCUGCAACGAUCUCGCGCAUGGGGAUGAUAUUCCUGAGUGACGAAAACACAGAUGUGGACGCUGUUGUGUCGGCUUGGGUAGAGCGGCAGCCGGAGGCGCGACGAAAGGUAUUAGCAGGGCUCAUAGAAGAACACUUCCACAAUGCCCUGGAGUGGGUACUCGACGCAGACUCCAUGGAGACGGAAACGACCUUGAUCGGCACAGUCAUGAACGGACUAUCGCACCUGUCGCACGCAAAAAGUAAGACAAGCUUCGGUGUGGCGCUCAUUCAUGGAUUGGGUGGCAACCUGACGAAGGACGCCAGGGCAAAGUUUGCGAAAGAGAUAUUUACCUGGGUUGGAGAAUCCCCUCCUGAUGGGAGCAACCCCCUGAACUUCCACUACAACGAACGAAAGGACCACCUGGAGACCUACGGUACGAGUCAAGAGUCAAAGGUGACUGUAGACUCCCUUUUCUCUUCGGACCCGCCGCUGAUCCUCACGCCAGACGUGCAGUGCACGCUGGAUUACUUUAGACCCUGGCUGGAAGGCGAGCAACGAGAACCGUUCCUCAUGGUUGGCCCUGAGGGCAGUGGAAAGACUCAAAUGCUCUACCAGUGUUUCAAGAAGUUGAAGUCCACUCAAGUAGCGACUGUACACUGCAGUGCCCAGACGACUCCACAGCACAUUCUGCAGAAACUAUCCCAAGUCUGCAUUCAGAUAACAACUAACACAGGAAGAGUCUACCGACCGAAGGAAAGCGAAUGGCUUGUGCUCUACCUGAAGGACAUCAAUUUGCCGAAGCCCGACAAGUGGGGCACAUGUCAGCUGAUCGCAUUCCUGCAGCAGGUGGUCACCUACAAUGGUUUCUGGGACCAGAGUUUGGAGUGGGUGGGCUUGGAGCACGUCCAGAUCGUGGGCAGCAUGAUCGGCGGGAAGGCCCUGGGCAGACAUGAGCUAUCCACGCGCUUCACGUCCAUUGUUCGCCUUUUGUCAGUUGACUACCCCGAACUAGACCAAGUGCAGAGCAUCUACGCGGCCUAUCUGACGCCAAUCUUGAACGGGAUGUCCGGCAACGUGGGCGAGGCAUGGUCAGCAAAGGUAGGGCAGCUGGCCGAGUCCACGCUCAAGGUGUACCAGCAGGUGCAGUCCUCUUUCAGCGCCGAUGACCAGAGCCAUUAUGUGUUCUCUAUGCGCAACCUCACAGAUUGGCUUCUCAGCCUGAUCAGGUACGACGUUGAAGAGGAGAACGUUGUCGAGUCGGUUCUAGAGGCCUGGGCAUACGAAGCCUGCCGUCUCUUCAGGGACCGUCUUGUCACAGACGUCGACCAGUCCAAGUUCGACAAGAUUUUGUACGAUGUCAUCUCCACCGACUGGGGAGUUAAUUUACAUGGUCACAUGGAUGGAAAGUUCUUCGUAACACCAGGUGCACGAGCCGAAGCACAGACCGCGCCAGGUCGGCCCCCGCCCAUUACUGGCAAGCACCUGGGCAGCCUCGAACCAGACGACUGGCAGGCGUGCAUUAUGAAGGGCGCUCAUCAUUUCGUGGCAGAACAGUACGAUCUGGACAUGUUUGUCUUCCGGGAGGUGCUGGAGACCAUCGCAAGAGUGGAGCGCGUACUUUCGAGUCCCGGUGGCUCACUGCUCAUGGCAGGGCGAUCCGGCGUUGGACGGAGGACGGCUGUAGGUAUCGCAGCCUGCAUGCUCGGAGCAAAGCAGGUCUCGCCGAAAAUGGGGAAGGGUUAUGGUGAGAAGCAGUUCCGUAACGACCUGAAGUCGUAUAUGCAGAUGGCGGCCAUCGACAACGAUCAAGUGGUCUUCAUUCUGGAGGAUCAUCAAGUGAUCGAUCCCUCUUUUCUGGAGAUGGUGAACUCCUUGCUGUGUGCAGGUGAGAUCCCCGGGCUGUUCGCACCGGAAGAGAUUGAGCCCAUGGUUUCGCCACUUCGGGACGAUGCCUCUCAGGAAGGGUUCAGAGGACCUCUGUUCUCCUUUUUCUCUUCUCGAGUGAAAAAGAAUCUACAUGUCGCCAUAAUCAUGGACUUCACAAACCCUACGUUUGUCGUGAACUGCCAGAGCAACCCAGCGCUGAUCAAGGAGUGCAACGUCUUGUGGAUGAGUAAGUGGAGCAAAGAGAGCAUGACCUCGCUACCGAUGAUGGUCAUUGCCAAGAGCAAAGACAUGGGAGACGCGGCUGGCGUGUUCGUGCAAGAAAAGAAAAAGAAAAAGGACAAGAGGGAGCGACGGGUUUCCGGUGGCGACGAACUUCUGAACGGGUUCUUGACCAUCCAUCAGUCCAUGCCGGGACCAGCUGCAACGCCUCGGAAGUACAUGCAGCUGAUGAAGACUUACCUGAAGGUCUACAAGCACAAGAAAGAGGUGAUCCUGGACAGACAGCAACACUUGAAGGGCGGCGUGGACAAGCUGAAUGAAGCAACAGCCGUUGUUGACAAGCUGAAAAAGGAGGCCGGUGAACAGGAAGUAAAGCUGAACCAAAAGCAGGGAGAAGCGAACAAAGCUCUGAAAAUGAUAACAAACACUAUGAAAUCUGCGAGCAAGCAGAAAGAGGAGAUGGAGGCAUUGAAAGACAAAGCAGAAAAAGAAAGUGUCAAGAUGCAGAAGCGCAAGGUGGGCAUUGACAAAGAGCUCGCAGAAGUCGAGCCAGUGCUCGCAGAAGCGAGAAAGGCCGUGGGUAAUAUCAAACCAGAGUCCCUGUCAGAGGUGAGAUCCCUGCGGGCUCCUCCAGACGUGAUUCGCGACAUUCUCGAGGGAGUCAUGGGUCUCCUGGGCAUAGGAGACACGUCCUGGAACAGCAUGAAGAGCUUUUUAGCUCAGAGGGGAAUCAAAGAGGACAUCAUGAAGUUUGAUGCUCACAGCAUAUCCGUUCCACAGCGCAAGAAAGUGGAAAAAAUACUGAAGGAUAGAGGAAAGAGUUUUGAGCCAGCCACCGCGAAGCGAGCGUCACAGGCAGCCGCCCCCCUUGCGUCUUGGGUGAGGGCUAACGUCACGUAUGCAGUCAUCUUGGAGAAGAUCAAACCGCUGGAGGACGAACAGAACUCCCUGCAGAAAAACAUCCACGAGGCUCAGGAGGCUAUGGAUCGUCUGGGUGAUGACCUCGGUAACGUGGAGAAGCACGUAGAAAAACUAACACAACAGCUGAACAAGUCAACCAAAGAAGCUGCUACUAUCGAGGUCGGUCUGACCAACGCCAAAGAGACUCUGACCGCAGCCGAAAACUUGGUCGGGCAGCUAUCAGGCGAAUACAAGCGAUGGACACAUCAGCUCGAGGAGCUUCAGCAUGAGCUUGAAACACUCCCAUUGAGGUCGUUGCUGGCCGCUGCCUUCAUCAAUUACCUCUCCGAUGCAUCAGAGGACGUGCGUGAGGCAAAAAUGCACCAGUGGUGUGAGAUGUUGGGCCUCAAGGGCUUUGAAUUCCGCCGACACAUGAGCUCUGAGAGGGAAAUGCUGACUUGGAAGGGCGAAGGCCUGCCAUCUGACGACCUUAGCGUGGAGAAUGGCGUCGUCGUCAUGCACAGUUCCACAGUAAUGUUCCUCAUCGAUCCAUCCUCACGCGCCAUUGAGUGGCUGAAGACGCACUUGAAAGACUCAGCUGGAGUGGAGGUGGUCACACAACAGGAGGAAAAGUUUGCUACUCAACUGGAGAUGGCUGUGCGGUUUGGGAAGACACUCAUCAUUCAGGAAGUGGACCACUUCGAACCCGUACUGUUUCCCCUGAUACGGCAAGACGUUUCAACGCAAGGGACGAGGAAGACGGUCCAGGUCGGGGACAAAAUGCUGGACUACAACGAGAAUUUCCGGCUAUACCUAGCAACUAGAAACCCGGACCCCAACAUUCCACCCGACUGUGCCAGCAUUCUUACCACGGUGAACUUCAUCACCACGAAGGCUGGCCUCACAGGCCAGCUAUUGGCACUCACGCUGCAGUCGGAGAAACCCGAGUUGGAGGUGAAACGAAGAGAAUUACUGAAACAAGAAGAAGAGAACAAGAUCAAACUAUCACAGCUGGAAGACAAAUUACUACACGAGCUAGCAAACGCUAAAGGCAACAUUUUGGAGAACAAGGAGCUCUUGGCAUCUUUGACCGAGUCAAAAUCAUCAUCAGCCACCAUCGCAAAAUCGAUCGACGAAGGACAGAAGGUCCAGGAGACCCUGAGCAAAGAGAGAGACGCCUAUCUCCCGCUCGCAGAAAGCGGGUCCUGUCUCUACUUCAUCUUGACAGAUCUAUGCAAACUGAACAAUAUGUAUCAUUUCUCACUUGGCUCGUUCAUGGCGUUGUUCUCACAGGCCUUAAAGAUGAAAAGCGACGGAGUCGAAACAAGCAUGCGAAUCGCUACCCUAAAACGAGCCGCGAUCGAUGCAGUGUUUUCCAAUACCUCUCGCUCCCUUUUCAAGGCGGAUCGUUUGAUGUUCUCCUUGCAUGUCGUCCAUGGGAUGAACCUGAAAAUGUUCCACGAGAACGAGUGGGAGGCGUUCACUGGCCAGCUCCUGUCCGACGUCAAAACCGACCCGGAGACAACGAAGAAGCAAAUGCCAGCAUGGAUCACCGAAGACAGAGCUCUAGCUGUGUCACUUUUGAAAUCAAAUCUUCCUAAAAUGUGGGACGUGCUGAAGCUGGAAGACACUGGAGCGUGGACAGGCUUUGCCACGAGCGCAGAGUGCGAGAAGAACCUACCGUCUCAUCUAAAGGAUAAGCUGACGCCGUUCCAGAAGCUGCUUGUGGUGCAGGCUCUGCGACCCGACCGUUUGCAGACGGCCAUGAUUGAAUUCGCCACCUCCGUUAUGGGCCAUGAUCUGUCCCCGCCUCCGCUGAAUCUGCGAGAACUGCUGAAAGAGACCGUCCCAGGCACGCCGGUGCUCAUUCUCAUCUCCACGGGCGCCGAUCCAUCCGAGGAACUCCGGGAACUCGCCAAGAACACCGUCGGGCUCGACAAGUUCUCUGAGGUCGCGAUGGGCCAGGGACAGGCUGAAAUUGCUUUGAGCAAGUUGAAAUCUUGCAGCGAAUCAGGGCAGUGGCUCUGCCUGAAGAACCUGCAUUUGGUGACCGCCUGGCUUCCUGUGCUGGAGAAGGAACUUCUGAAUUUGACCCCGCACGAUUCGUUCCGGCUGUGGCUUACCGCGGAGCCGCAUGGCAAGUUCACGCCCACUCUGCUGCAGAGCUCCCUGAAGGUAACCUACGAAGCUCCUCCGGGAGUAAAGAAGAACCUGGUGAGAUCUUACACCAUGUGGGGACCCGAGUACAUCGCAUCGGGGGGCGGCAACGCUCAACGCGCUCAAGCCCUCUUUGCUCUAGCCUGGUUCCACGCGGUCGUGCAGGAGCGAAGGAGUUUCAUACCACAAGGAUGGACAAAGUUCUAUGAGUUCAACUUCGCCGAUCUGAAAGCCGGAGCAGACAUAUUGGACCGCCUGGUGGCCAUGGGCACGUUACGUUGGGACUACGUCCACGGCUUGAUGGAGAAUGCCAUCUACGGCGGCCGGGUGGACAACAAGUUCGACCUACGUGUUUUGGUCUCCUACUUGGAGAAUUUCUUCAAUGGCGACGUCAUCUCGGGCACAUCCAAAAGUCACCGACCGCUGGGCCCCGGAAUCAAUCUGCCGACGUCGGCUGACUACAAAGAGUACCUGAAAAUCAUCAAGGGGUUCAGCGAAACUGACAAACCCGUGUACUUUGGUCUGCCCGCGAACAUCGACCGCUCAGCGCAAAGAAUGAUCAGCGCCAACGUCAUCAGCCAACUGAAGGUGCUGAUGCGAUCGCUUCAGGCGACCGAAAAGUUUGACCGCGACAAGUGGCAGAAGGAGCUGUCCCCGGUUCUGAACCUUUGGAAGAAGCUCAACUCAGACGUAAACCUGACGAAGCAGAUAACGCGUCAGUCGCACCAGCGCAUGUCAGUGAGUCAGGCCGAGCCAAUCACGUCCUUUAUCCAGCUGGAACAUUUCAACGCGCUGUGCCUUGCCCAAGAGGUGCACCGUAGUCUGGCCAACGUCAGUAAGGUGAUCCGCGGCACCAUGCUGCUCUCGCCCGAGGUAAAGAAAGUCGCCGACAGCCUUCUGCGGAACGAAACUCCCGGCGCUUGGCAACAGACGUGGGAGGGACCCGAGGACCCCUUCCAGUACUUGCGCUCGCUGGUCAGCCGCACGCUUGCCUGCAAACGCUGGGUGCAGAAGGCCGAGUCGGGCUCGCUGAUCAGCGAGGCGGUCGACCUAUCAGAGCUCUUCCAUCCAGACACGUUCUUGAACGCGCUGCGCCAGCAAACUGCGCGUAUGCACAAAAAGUCCAUGGACGAUCUCGUGUUUGUCUCGUCUUGGGCCAAGAUCGGGGUCGACUCCAAGAUGCAGGUGAAGAUCACGGGGCUGCAGCUGGAGGGCUGUGCGUUCGACGGCAGCCGGCUGACCGAGAGCCGCGCCGACUCGCCCAGCGUGACCGCGGCACCCGUCUGCACGGUGGCCUGGGUGCCACGUGACGCCGCCGCAUCCCAGGUGCACGCCGACGUCAUCAGCAUGCCGCUCUACAUGACGCAAGAGCGCGAGAAAGUGGUGGUGUGCCUGGACGUGCCCUGUUCGGGGGACAGUGGCAAAUGGAUCCAGUCUGGCGCGGCCAUGUUCCUGAAGGACUGAGCGGGCUCUGUUGGUGUGGCGUAGUGAAAUGCGACCAGCUGGCAGCUUGGGAUGGAGGCAGUUGUGUUCCUGCUUGGCCGAGUUGUGCCUCUCGAUGGUGUUUAUCCCACCUGUGGGAGGGAACCAGGGCAGAGUAACCUUGUCAGCGGCUUGGUGUAUAUUAUUGAGGAGUAUGCUUGUGUUCGGACCCUAUCCGGGUCGGCGGAAUCGUGCCCCACGUCGAUGAUGUGGACAGGAGGUCCAGUUUGGCUUGUAUGAUGCUUCGAGACUGGCCUUUGUUGUCCGUAGCUGUGAUGCACUGGAUGUAAUUCCCUGCAAUACCUGUCGGUACUUUGUUUUUAGCGUUAACCUGGGGACAGAGCCAGUGCGUGGCGUCGCACUCCGUUUCUGUUAUGCCAGUUUGCACUCAAAUAUAGGGUAGUUGAGCGCACUGAAGUUAUCAGACUGCGUAGACGCAUGUAUCACGCCCGGCCGUGCUAAGACGUCGCCAUCGAGGGCUGAUGUUGCUUUCGCGGGGUGAUUCCACAGUGUGUCUCAGAAACCAACAGAACAUGUGAUGUCAGUAAAUA